This is a messenger RNA of Equus quagga, 7400 nucleotides long. RefSeq names its product regulating synaptic membrane exocytosis 3 (gene RIMS3). Gene Ontology annotation, molecular function: transmembrane transporter binding; small GTPase binding. The transcript is spliced from 9 exons. NCBI's taxonomy places the organism in Eukaryota, Metazoa, Chordata, Mammalia, Perissodactyla, Equidae. Gene Ontology annotation, biological process: regulation of synaptic plasticity; regulation of membrane potential; calcium ion-regulated exocytosis of neurotransmitter. The coding region runs from base 591 to 1517 and encodes 308 amino acids. Gene Ontology annotation, cellular component: cytoskeleton of presynaptic active zone; presynaptic membrane. The record is from RefSeq and is a predicted model, not a curated record.
UGCACCCGGCGGCUGCUGAGAACCGUGGCGGUUGCGGAGCCGGCAGCGCAGGCGGGCGGAGCGGAGCUGCCCUGCCCGGUGGCGGGCGAUGCCCCCGUGAGCCUCUCUCGCGGCCCCUCCCCGCCCCGCGCCCCUACUCCCUCGGAGUCCGUCGCCCGCCUGGCACCGGGCCGCGCCUACCGCCGGGUCCGCGGGGCGGGGUCCCGGGGCAGCACCUGCCCCGCCUUGCGGAGCCGCCUCGGCCAGCGGAGACCCCUCCCUGUCUGGACCCCGGCCCCACUUCCGGGAAGAUGCAUUCAGACGCCUGAUGUACCAAGAUCUAUGAGCCAGGCAGCGCUGCCCCCAUGGAGCCUGCAUUCUAGCCAGGAGACGGCCCGGAGCAGACUCUUACCACAUCACCUCCUCCUGGAAGCUACCCUGAUUGCCUUCACCUCCUUUCUUGAAAACUGACGUCUCAGCAGAGGUUAACUGAAGCCUGUGUAAAUGCCCUAGGGGGGUGCUGCUGGGAGGGGCACAGCCCCCUGUGAUGUGGAACACCACGCUCAGAUUCCCCAGUUUGGGUUGCCUGAGGCCCUGCCGCCCCGUGGACCAUGUUUAACGGGGAGCCGGGUCCAGCCUCGGCCGCGGCCUCCAGGAAUGUGGUUCGGAGCUCCAGCAUCAGUGGUGAAAUAUGCGGAUCCCAGCAGGCUGGGGGCGGGGCCGGGACCACCACUACCAAGAAGCGUCGCAGCAGCCUUGGGGCCAAGAUGGUGGCCAUCGUGGGCCUGACCCAGUGGAGCAAGAGCACGCUCCAGCUCCCCCAGCCUGAAGGGGCCACCAAGAAGCUGCGCAGUAACAUCCGGCGGAGCACAGAAACGGGCAUCGCUGUGGAGAUGCGGAGUCGUGUCACGCGCCAGGGCAGCCGGGAGUCCACUGAUGGGAGCACCAACAGCAACAGCUCCGAUGGCACGUUCAUCUUCCCCACCACCCGGCUUGGGGCCGAAAGCCAGUUCAGCGAUUUCCUGGAUGGGCUGGGACCCGCCCAGAUUGUGGGGCGACAGACGCUGGCAACACCACCGAUGGGGGACGUGCACAUUGCCAUCAUGGACCGGAGUGGCCAGUUGGAGGUGGAAGUGAUUGAGGCUCGGGGCCUGACCCCCAAACCUGGCUCUAAAUCCCUCCCAGCCACCUAUAUCAAGGUUUACCUGCUCGAGAAUGGGGCCUGCUUGGCCAAGAAGAAGACAAAAGUGGCCAAGAAGACCUGUGACCCCGUGUACCAGCAGGCUCUGCUCUUUGACGAGGGGCCUCAGGGCAAGGUGCUGCAGGUGAUUGUCUGGGGAGACUACGGCCGCAUGGACCACAAGUGCUUCAUGGGCAUGGCCCAGAUCAUGCUGGACGAGCUGGACCUGAGUGCAGCGGUCGCCGGCUGGUACAAACUCUUCCCCACGUCCUCAGUGGCAGACUCCACGCUCGGAUCCCUCACCAGGCGCCUGUCCCAGUCCUCCCUGGAGAGUGCCACCAGCCCCUCGUGCUCCUAAGGACCUCAGGAGGAGACUGGGCUGCAGUGUGGGAAGGAGUACCUGCUGGCCCCCACCUCCUCCCCUGUACAUAGUCUUCAUGUCUUUCUGGAUCUCUUGCCCUGCUGCAUGCCUGUUGGCUACUGGGCCCAUCCCAGCUGGCAGUGGAGACUGUAGUGUGUGUGCGUGUGUCUUUGUGUGUGUGUCUGUGUGACCAUGUUAUAUCUGUUCAUAUGUGUGGGUAUAGUCAGUCUUGGUGACUACAUGGGCUAAAUCCAUGUUUCUCUGUGUCUUGUUGAAAAGAAACCCAAAGGAGUGUUGUGUGGACACAAGUCCCCCUGAGUCCAGGGGUGGAAAUGGGGGACGCAGCCAUUGGUCCAUUCUGCAUGGUCCCGUGUCCGGGGCAGAGCCCGUGUGCCCUGCCUGUGCCUCCUCUUGGUGGUCCCUAGUUAGUUUUCUGUCGUGUCCUUUGUCCCACUUUGCCUCUCCCAGCACUGCUGCUCUUUUUUGAGGAAUGUAGCGUCCCCUGUCGCUGGCCACUCUGAGGCCCCUCUGGGAACCCUGACACCCCUUCUCCCCACCCCAGCACCCUGGCAGCUCUUCCCACUGGAUGCUUCUGCAGUGUGUAGCAUGCUCACCUAGUGCCCUGGCCAGGGCCCCAGGGAGCAAAGAUGCCCGGGAGCCCAGGGCUUGGGGACUGCUUUCUCCCUCGGGCCUCCUCCCUCCUGCAAGGUUGCUGGCCGCCUACCUUGGAGGGAGCUGCCUGUGCCUCCCUUAGCGUUGCUCUUCACCUCCCGUCUCCCUGCAAGCUGCCUCACCUCCCAUAUGCCAAAGGAGCUCUCCCAGUGGCCCCCAGGAGGUGUGAUGGGAGGGUCACAACCUCCAGGAAGCCGGCCUCAGAGGGGAUGUUAUCUGCCAAAGCAGAUAAUCCCUGGAGGCACCUGUGUCCUCCCUGGGCCCUGAGGGUGGCCCUGUGCCCCUCCAGGCUCUUCCUGUUGAGGCCUGCUUGUGAGGAGGUGCCGAGGGCAGGGCUGUUUGCUGGAAUUGGGAGGGUGGGGGCUGACUUGCUCUGAGCCACUGUCAAGAAUUGAGAAUUCCGUCUGACCUUUGCAGAUUAGCUGCAUGAAGCUGAUCAUUUGGGCUUCUGUUCUUUUGCUCAUGUCCAGACCAGGGUUUCUGUCUAGGAGCUCAGACCUGCCUGAGCUCCAGCCUCCUGGCUCCGCAGACAGCUUGGCUCUGGACUCUAGACUGCCACAGUCACCAGCUCUGUACAAGCAAUACUCCCCUGCAGCCCCCCGCCUCCCUGGGCGCCGGCGCCGCCCGCUGGAGCAUGGCCUGGCCUGUUCUAAGCCCCUCUCCUGCCUCUGCUUUCUCCCGCUCUUGUCUAGUCAGAGCUUCCCAAAGCCACUCAAACCCUGACUUGAUUUCAUGGCUGGGCCCUGUUGGUGGGGACCAGUGCCUGGACUGGACCUUGUGAGACGCCUGCUGGGAAUCCUGCAGUCUGGCUCAGGAAUGCCCAGAUCUGUCCCUCUCCCUCCUCAGGUCUAGGGCAGAAGGUGAGGGGUCACCCAGGAGACAGACACUGCAGCCUGUGGGUCCAUGUCUGGUGGGGAGGAAAGAGGUGGCAGGAGGGGUCCAGGUAGAGGGCAGGCUCUCUCCGCCUCUUCCCCAGACAUCAGCGCCUAGGGCUGCCAUGACUGUAAGGCACGUCCUGACGUGAGGCGGGGGGAGCUGCCCAGGGGGCGGUGGAGAGGUCUCGGGGCCUGAGUGCUGGGCCUCCACUGGGAACCAAAGCCGAUGGGCGUGGAGGUGGAUCUGGAGGGAGGGAUGGAGGAGCAGGCUCUCUGGAGAUAAAGCCAUCUCCACCCAAAGGGCCUUCUUCUGGCAGGGAUCCGCAUUAGGCCGAAGCCAGAGCCCUGUCACCUCCCUCCCAAGGAAACGAGGGAAAGAAGCCAGGACCCCAUCGGUCCUGCCGCUGACAGACGAGUAGGUAAAGGAGUAAGGAAGCGGACGCAGUGAGCGCCUGUCUUCCGCUGGGGCCUCCCUUCCUGUAUUAUCACCGACGAAACCGUGUGUGUGCAGGAGGGGCAGGUGGCGGCUGGGUCGAAUCUUCUCCUUCUGCAGAAAUUCUCUCCCAUUGUUGGGACUGGGUAAUGCAUGCAUUUCUCGGGUUUCUAAAAUGAGGCAAAGGGCUCUGGACCCUGAGCCUAGGGUGAGGAGAGGGAGGAAACCCACUUGCAAAAGGGCAUCUUUACGUCCUGGCUGUGAUGUCUUCACCUCUAGAGCUGCCACCCUCGGGAUGCUGUGAAAAUGCUCUAUGCCUGCAGAAUGGUGGGAUUCUCAGGGAUCCCCAGGACAGUGUAGACAUUGGCUGAUGACUGGUGAUACCUAGACCAUGCAGUCACUCCCAGAGGGUGGGGGGAUUUCAAUGAGGGCUGUCACCCUCAUUCCUCCAGGGGCCCAGGGAGACAGUGAGAGGAGGCGGGGAGCUGCCAGCAGAGAGGCUGCCACUGGGGAGCUGUAGGCCAUGUGCCCCUGCCUCUAGGGGAGGGCCAGUUACACAGGGGAAGUUCUAGCCAGUGGGGGCACCUAACAUGUUGGUAAUUUGUCUGACCUGCCUGCAAUGCCCCGCUACCAAAACUGCCCAGGAGUUGGGCCUCUCCAUGUUCACCUCUCUAAUGGGAAGUAAUCCCCCCAAGCUGACCUUGGGAAUUAAUUCUUUUUAAUCUUUUGCACCAAAUAAGUUACUAAUCCCCACCAGGACCUUCCCCCGAGAGGGCGAAGUCGAGUGAGGCUGACACGUAUGUGUGAUGGUGAGUGGCUGGUUCUAGGGCCUGUUUCUCGGGAUCCUGGAUACAGAGCCUUGUCUGAGAAGCCGCUCUGGAGCUAGCCUGUCCCAGGAGAGCGGGGAGCCCGUGUGUGACUCCUGGCCUUCCCUGGGGUGGGGAGCCUCUGUCCCUUGAAGAGGGGAUGGUGGGAAAGGAGGGAACAUGAUCCCCCCGAGUUCUGCCUAACCUGGGGCCAGCUCACUGCCAGGUACAGUGUCCCAGCUCCAAAUGCUCCCUCACCCCAGAUGAAGCCUGGAGCUGGUUACAGCCUGGGGCUUUGGCAUUGCAUCUUCCUCUGCUCGGCCAGGAUGCGUGGAAGAUGUGGCAAAGAUAGGAGUGGCCCUGUGGCCAGGAACCACGAUGGAUGAUUCAGAGCAUCUGGCUUCACGUUUCUGCUCUGUUCCAUCUGUCCCACCUCCUUCAUAGACUCCUUCCCUACAGGGAAGUAGUGAUGGGUCUUUAGUAUGAACCGGGCUCCAGCAAAUGGGGCCAAGUCUUGGUUUGACAAGGGGGAUUUGAUCCUUCAGGGAAGAACUCUCUUCAAAACUACUCCCCAUCCAGUCUCUCCCACCACCCAGCUCUCCUAGGAAAGGAGCAUGGAGGCGGCCUUUGGGAUGCAGUGAGUCCUAGGCAUUGCCAGCAUUUCAUGGAGCUGAGGCAGAACCUGGGAGCUCCAGAGAGAGGGCACCAUGUAGCUCGUCACUCAUGGGACCAGCGGUUAGAGCAUUGGUCAGGCCAUUUCUCCCAGGGGCAUGACACCCCCAGGGCAAGCAUGCCUGAGCUCGUCUUUACUGCCAGCCUUGAGGAGAGCAGACACCCCCCCCCCCCUUUAAAGACAAUAGAGCCCUCCAAGGGUACUUCUUUGGAAGUGAAAUGUAGCACAAUCUUAGACUGCAUUACCAGGAGCCCCGACAUGCUCCUGGGGUUCUUGCUGCACGCCCUGCUGCCCAGGAGACGCUCCUCCUCCCUGGGGCUCCAGAGCUCCUAGUACCUCUGAUUCCCCAUCUUCCUUGGCCCGGAAAGCAGCAGGGCUUCUGGUUCUCUGAUUGCUUCCUGCACUGUGCAAACUCUGUACGAGACAUUGCUGCCUUUGCAUGAUGUUGUAGACGAGUGGUCCUUCCCUGGGGGAGAGGGAGGGCACAUCAUUCAGGGCCGGGAGGUUGUCCAGCAGUGUUGGCCGUAGCCCGAGGAGACGGAAGAGAGGCCUGCUCCCCGCUGACUGCCUCCCACCCCCCCAACCCCCCCAUCUCUUCCUCUCCUUGUGCUUUCGUCUACAACAUCCUGACCCGUAAAGAGAUUCUUUAAAAUGCUGCUUCCUCUACUGGGUGAUAGUUCACUGAACGGUCAGGAGGUGAUGGGAAUGUAGACCAUCCCCUGCCUGCUCCCUCAAGUCUGCUUUUCGCUCAGAUCAGAAGAGACUGGGGCAAAACUGAACAAUCAUGAUCGAAGGGCAGGGGAGCCCUGCCUCGUCCGGUGAGGGCUGCUGGGGGCUGGAUCGGCCUGGUCUGGCUGGGAAAGGGUUCUUUUGAAAGAGUGCCUGAGCAUCUCAGAACAAUGUCAGUGAUGCCAAAGAGAGCGACUUGGCCUCCUUGGGCACCAACGCUGCUGGCUGAGCUGCACAACCGCGGCUCAGGUGUUGGCCUGCCUGAUGGUGGGACCUUGUUCUCUGACAAAGGGCUUAAUCUUUCCAUGUAGCAAAGCAACUCCCCCUCCCCCUAAUCUUGAGCUCGGGCUUUUAUGGGCCCAGCAAGGCUGUGCCUGUGAGGGAAACCACAGCAGUGAGAGACACUUGCAUUCCCUCAGGGGCCUGGACUGGCUGGGGCAAGUGCUGGUUGAGAGGCGGGAAUGUUAAGUGCUUUGGGAAACCCGUCCAGGGCUCUGGCCGGAAACUUGGCCAGUAAGGACAGGGACCUUGGGCCUCCCAAGGAGUUCACACUGAUGCCAGGAAGAGUCCUUGGGACUGAGUUCCAGAGAGUUUGGCUAACAGAAAUGGGCUCUGGGAAUUUCCAGGGCAACAGAGCACCCGUCCCACUGGUCAGUGGCCUGGACAGCUGGCUACAGAGAAUCAAAGGCUGUUAUAUACGGUUUGGCCAGAAACUGUGACCCCGUGCAAGACUCCUCACUUUUCUGGGCCUCAGCUUCCUCAUCUGCAAACUCAGAGCAUUUGCUAGUUGCUCCAUGGUUCCCUCCAGGUUUUAAAAGUCUGAUCUGGAGCUGAUGAGGUUUGCGAGCCUGAUACACCCGGCACCUGGUUCCACGGGCUGGUUUCUUCCAGCCCUGAGUGCCCAAGCUGGGUGCAGAUCCUCCUCCACCCACGCCCGGAUGCUGCCUCUGACAAGAACUCUGGGAAUCCUAACAGACUCUGCUUCCACCUCUGCGGUCUGCUUUCUCUCUUUUCUUCUUGUGUAAUGGGGAGAAAUACUUGAGGGUGGUCUACAAUGGACAGUUUUCAAGGUGCUGAUGUGACGUCACCACCUCAGCUGCAUCCUGCGUGGGUCAGUAUCCCCACCAGCGCAUGAGGCUGGGUCGGUCCUCAUUUCUGCUUCUAGAAUGACAUCAGUGGAGGAACUGAACAUCUGAGAAUAUUAAAAGGAAAUGCUCUCUGAUGGGAGGGAACUUACUUCCCUUCAAAGUGUUUGACUUCUUAAAGCCACUUCUCUCUCCAGGAUGUCUUUUACCAGACAUCUCAGCAGGCAGAGUGGCUGCCUCCUUUGGGAAAGUUGGCCUGAUUGUUCUAUCCACUCCUUUAGAAUAUAAAUUCACAGGAGGCAGGAUCCCCUUUUUUAGAAUUUCCAAAUGCAUCCUGCAAAGAAAGAGAGAGCUGAUAGGGACUGACAAGCACACUGUUUAGAUAAGAAGCAAUUAGCCUUUUAUAUCUGUGCUCUAUACAUUUUCUAUGUGCAGCAUAUUUCCAAACUUCUCGUGGCUCCUGGGUGGCAGGUGGACAGCUGAGAAGGACUGCCGGCUGUUUCGUACAACGUUCUUGCCAAUUCCCUUGAGGAGAAAAUUCUUCACGUGGCUUCUGCAUGUACAGUAUUUGAGCAGCAAAAAAUGAUUAAAGUCAGUUUGAAAAUGA